Molecule: messenger RNA, 3417 nt
Organism: Pediculus humanus corporis (human body louse)
Lineage: Eukaryota; Metazoa; Arthropoda; Insecta; Psocodea; Pediculidae
Exons: 8
Coding region: 1-3417 (1138 amino acids)
Molecular function (GO): protein binding
Source: RefSeq, a predicted model, not a curated record
AUGGGAAACCAACAAGGAAAAACUAAUAAAAGAAGUUAUGCCAACAAAAUCGAUUGGACCAGAGCUGAACGACCGACGCCUCCUGGAAAACCAUUUUUGAUACCGGAAAAAAAUAAUAAAUAUACGGAUGUGAUAACGAUUCGAUGGUCGCCACCUUUGGACGACGGUGGAGCUCCCAUAAUCGGUUACGUUGUCGAACAUAGAAGAACUGGGUCGCCGCAUUGGCUUCGUGCAACGCCUCACUUGGUAAUCGAUACGGAAUUACCAUUGACCGGAUUGGAACCAGGAUGGAGGUAUCAGUUUCGGAUAAGUGCGGAAAACGAAGUCGGAAAAUCCGAUCCCGGUGAAUUAUCGGAACCGUUGACCGUGACGCCGCAAAAAUCCGCAGCUUCCGCUCCUUUUUUCAACAUAGAAUUGGAAGAUAAAAUCGGUUUGGAAAAUGAAAAAGUCGAGUUUAAAGUUCACGUCAUUGGCGUACCGUCACCGUCGAUAUCUUGGUAUAAAGACGGUUUUGAAAUUUUUAGCAGCAGGAGAACGAAAAUAAUUACCGAAGAGGACUACAGCACUUUUAUCAUACAUCAGGCUGCGUUGGAAGACGAGGGAGAAAUCAAAUGCACGGCAACGAACAGAGCUGGUCACGCCGUCACCAAAGCCACGCUAAAACUUCAAGCUCCGCCGAGAAUAAGGUUACCACGACAGUACGAAGAUGGUUUGAUAUUUAAAAUGGGAGAUUCUAUAAGGUUAAAAAUAACGACAGCCGGAAGACCCAAACCCGAAGUAAAUUGGUACCACAACGGUGAAAUGAUAGAAAAAAAUGAUAGGAUAGACAUAGUUAAUUCGGAAACGGGUUCUAUGCUUAAAAUAGACAACGCCUGUAGGAAUGACAGGGGAGAAUAUGUUAUUGUGGGAGUUAACAAAAUAGGAGAUGACACAGCAUCUUUUUUAGUAACCGUUACAGAUCGACCCUUGCCACCGGGAAAUGUACGAGUAACUUUGGAAGGUAAAAAUGUUAAUCUGACAUGGACGUGUCCAGAAGAUGACGGAGGUUGCAAAAUAGGAAGUUUUAUAAUAGAAUAUUUUAGGGUUGGAUGGGACAUGUGGCUAAAAGCUAAAAACAGUCGUCAGUUAUUCGUCACUUUGGAAAAUCUUAUAGAAGGUUCACAAUACAAAUUUAGAAUCAGAGCGGAAAAUCCCUACGGCAUGAGCGAUCCGAGUGAAGAAUCCGAAUUAAUAUUUAUACCGGAUCCGAAACGUGGAUUAUUACAUCCUCCACCGAUAAUGGGAGAAAUGUCGAAAAUAAUAACGCGAAGCGAUGAAAAUUUCGAAAGGAAAAAAACAAAAGAUGAAAAAAAUUACAUCAAACGACAAUUGUUGGAAGAAAAAGCAAAAAAAUUAUUAGAUACUCCUCUGUCGGAAUUGUUGUUGUCUCAAAAUAAUAAUAAUAAUAUAGAUUCGGAAAUGUCGACUGAAUCCAUUCCCGUUUUUUCCGGUCAAGAAAAUUUACCGCCGACCGUUCCGAGAAGGAAAAAUAAAGGAAAAAAAAGAUUGAAUUUAAAUCCUGCAGUUGCGGACGAGGAUGGGAUUGAUAAGAGGGCAAAACUUAAUCCCGAACAUCCCGAGGAUUUCGAGGAUAAAAGGGAUUCGGUUGGGAAAAUGCAUUUUGAUGACGUUUUUGAUUCCAAUAAUAAAGUCGACGGUCCUAAAAUGUCUUAUUAUUUUCAAGAAAAACAACCUCACGCCCUCGAGACGCCCCUAUACCCGAGAGAAAAUGACGACACGAUAAUGCACGGAAGUUCUGAGCUCAUGCUUGUUUUAUACCCACGUGAUCGUUCGAAAAGUGUCGAACUCAGUCCUCAACAACGUUUGGACAUAGAAAGAAGUUUGAGAGAGGAUGUUGUUCCACCUCCGAUGUCUUUAUCCGCACCCGAAUUGAGUCUGACUGAAAAUUUUGAAAUGCCACCGUUGCGUAACGCGGUUAGUUCGACGGAAUUACUCUACGAAAAAACCACAGAACGACUUUAUCAGUAUUCACUCCUUGACGAUCAAACACCGACGGUCGUAAGACGACAGCAACAAGGCGGAGAUAAAAAAUCAUCAUUGGAAAAGAGGUCCAGUCUGAAAGAAGCCAUUUUAGAAAGACGACUUAGUUUGAGAGACUCGCAAAUGGAAAAUUUGAACGCUAAAGAAAAUACAACGGAAAACGAGAGUCGAUCGAAAAGUUCUGACGUGCAACCGCCACAAACCAUCCCGAAGAAAAAACCUAAAAAUGAAAGGUUGAAUUCGGUGGAAAAAGAAAGGAUAGAAUUUGCAUUGGUGAGAGAAAGGUUACAAAAGAAAAAAGAUGAAAAACGUUAUCAUUUGUUUGGAUCUACCGAUACGACGACAACGACAACAACAACAACAACAAAUUCGAGUUCGUACGAAUUUGAAAUAACUGAUGAAGACGAACCAAAAAUUUAUAAAAAUAAAUACGCGAGCGGAGAAGAAGAAGAAGAGGAAGAGGAAGAAGGAGAAGAAGAAGAAAGUAAAAAGUAUCUACCAAAUCAUAAAAUGUUAAAUUUAAAAACUUCCAUGUCGGACACAAUUAUUUUUCCACCAAUCAAAAAAAAUUCUUCGCCAUUUAAAAAAGAACCGGAAAUACGAGGGAAAAAUGAUAACGCUCAUAAAAAUCAAAUAUCAAAAAGUUUACCCAUUUUCAACGCGAAAACAAAAGAUGAAGAAGAUGGGGAGGAGGAGGAGGAACUCGUACGACGAAUUCCACAACAAAAGAAAAUUAAAAAAGCGACAACGAAAUUAUUUAAGAAAAUAGGUUUGAAAAAGAGUAAAAAAGUACCGGAAGUAACGGUGACGCCGGCGGAUCCGAGUCUUCCACUACCCAAACCCAUUCUUAAAAACCCGAAAACAAUAUUACCAACUCAAAAACAAAAUUCAUCGAUGAGUAAUUUAGCGGUGAGAUCAAGAAAUCCCUCUGAUAAAUCGAUGAGCGAAGACGAUUCGGAAAGUGAAUUUCCGGGUAAGAAGAAAAAAGUAAGGAUAUCGGAACCCAACGAAAAAGAAAAAGAAGCAGAAGAAAUCAAGGAAAAAUCCAUGGAUGCCAAUUCUGUCGAAAAUCAAGUAUUGAUUUUUCAUUACAAUGAUAUACUCAAAGAAUUUGGAAGUAAUAAAGGACCCCCUAAAAAAUCCACGAAAACGUCACAAAAUUUUCAAGUUAAAUUGAGUGAUGAAAAAGGGGAUUCCCCGGUUGAAAAUCCGAAAGGAUCGAAACAAGGGGAAAACGUUAAGGGAUCACCGAUACCACCUAAAUCGUCGCCGUCGUCAUCGGUGUCGAACCUCUUAAAAUUUCAACUCCAUCGCCAUCGAACCCGUCGAAAUCGAAUUCCGGAGUCGCUCCGAAAUUUUCAUAUUUCGAAUAUUUAA